GGCCUUUCUCAAUUCCGAUCCCAAACCAACUGAAGUAAAGUCCGCACCUGCACAACCAAAAGCGAACAUGUCAGGACUUACACUCCAGGAGAAUGAUUGGGAUGGGUAAGCACGUUGAUGGUCUCUACUACUUGCGGGGUUUUCGAUGAUGGUCAUCCAGUGGCGUUCGCGGCGAAGCAAGCAGUUCGAGAUUCUCAGUUGUGGCAUGCUAGGCUCGGUCAUCCCUCGUCGGCAAAGCUUUCAGCAUUGCAGCGU
Molecule: messenger RNA, 255 nt
Organism: Linum tenue
Lineage: Eukaryota; Viridiplantae; Streptophyta; Magnoliopsida; Malpighiales; Linaceae
Source: the annotation of a GenBank genome assembly